CGGGAGGCGCCGAGCCGGCCUUGGAAAAGGAGGAGAAGGAGGAGAAAACGGGUAAGGGGGACGGUGGGAGCCACCCUCCAGACUGCCAGGGGCCGAGCAGGGCCAGCCGGACCCGCGGCGGGGCGGCUGCGAGAGGCUCUGACCCAGCCUUCAGCAGGGGCUCUGCACCUUUUCCAGACCCCUGAGACCUGUUGCCUGCAGCUGCCCAAGGCCCGAGGGAAUGCUGGCUGCUCUCUGGGUAGACAUUGGUGUUCCUGAUUCACUCUGGGAAGAUUGGUGUGCCCAGUCCUGGCCCAUCCUGGGGCCAUCGGAAGCUGCAAGCUGAUAUCCGUCCAGAUUUCCACGCAGCCUCCACCCACUCAGCAAUCGGCUUUCCUGCUUGUGGCGGCAGCUCACAAAGCACCUUGAGGGAGUACCCGUCAAGCGCCUGACAAGAAGCCCACUGUCUGGGACACCAGACGCCCUCCCCCGGCACCCCUGACCCUCCAAAGGGCCAAGGCAUGGCGCUCUGACACCUCUGCUUAGACCAGUUUCCGUGCCUCUGCCCUGGACUCCUGAGCUUGGAGCCCAGCCUGGGGACCAGAAUGGGUCGUGAACAGGACCUGAUUCUCGCUGUCAAGAAUGGAGAUGUGACUGGUGUGCAGAAACUGGUGGCUAAGGUCAAGGCUUCUAAGACAAAGCUCCUGGGCUCCACAAAGAGACUCAACGUCAACUACCAGGAUGCUGAUGGGUUCUCUGCUCUCCACCAUGCUGCCUUGGGGGGCAGCCUGGAGCUCAUAGCCUUGCUGCUGGAGGCUCAGGCCACCGUUGACAUCAAGGACAGCAAUGGCAUGCGGCCGCUGCACUACGCGGCCUGGCAGGGCCGGCUGGAGCCCGUGAGGCUGCUACUGCGGGCCUCUGCAGCUGUCAAUGCCGCGUCGCUGGACGGGCAGAUCCCGCUGCACUUGGCUGCCCAGUACGGACACUAUGAGGUGUCAGAAAUGCUCCUCCAGCAUCAGUCCAACCCGUGUCUGGUCAACAAAGCCAAGAAGACGCCCCUGGAUCUGGCCUGUGAAUUUGGGCGGCUCAAGGUGGCCCAGCUGCUUCUGAACAGCCACUUAUGUGUGGCACUGCUGGAGGGCGAGGCCAAGGACCCAUGUGACCCCAACUAUACCACACCCCUGCACUUGGCUGCCAAGAAUGGCCACAGAGAGGUCAUCAGGCAGCUCCUGAGAGCCGGGAUUGAGAUCAACCGCCAGACCAAGACAGGCACGGCGCUCCACGAGGCUGCACUGUAUGGCAAGACCGAGGUGGUGCGGCUGCUCCUGGAGGGUGGGGUGGAUGUCAACAUUCGGAAUACGUAUAACCAGACUGCGCUGGACAUUGUGAAUCAGUUCACCACCUCCCAGGCCAGCCGGGAGAUCAAGCAGCUACUGCGGGAGGCCUCGGGCAUCCUCAAGGUCAGAGCGCUCAAGGAUUUCUGGAACCUCCACGAUCCCACUGCCCUCAAUGUCCGGGCAGGGGACGUCAUCACGGUGCUUGAGCAGCAUCCCGAUGGCCGCUGGAAGGGCCACAUCCAUGAGAGCCAGAGGGGCACGGACCGUGUGGGCUACUUCCCCCCGGGCAUCGUCGAGGUGGUCAGCAAGCGGGUGGGCGUCCCUGCGGCCCGCCUCCCCUCUGCACCCACUCCCCUGCGCCCUGGCUUCUCCCGGACACCGCAGCCCCCUGCUGACGACCCCCUGCACCCUCUUACGUAUGGCCAGCUCCCUCGGGUGGGCCUCAGCCCAGACAGCCCAGCAGGUGACAGGAAUAGCGUGGGCAGCGAGGGCAGCGUGGGCAGCAUCCGCAGUGCCGGCAGCGGGCAGAGUUCCGAGGGCACCAAUGGCCACGGCACUGGCCUCCUUAUUGAGAAUGCCCAGCCACUGCCCUCUGCCGGAGAGGACCAGGUGCUGCCAGGACUGCACCCUCCAUCCCUGGCAGACAACCUGAGUCACCGCUCUCUGGCCAACUACCGCUCUGGGGAGCAGCUCUUCACCCAGGAUGUGAGGCCGGAGCAGCUGCUGGAGGGGAAGGAUGCUCAGGCCAUUCAUAACUGGCUGAGUGAGUUCCAGUUAGAGGGCUACACCACCCAUUUUCUGCAGGCUGGCUACGACGUGCCAACCAUCAGCCGCAUGACGCCUGAGGAUCUGACGGCCAUUGGGGUGACCAAGCCUGGGCACAGGAAGAAGAUCGCUUCAGAGAUAGCCCAGCUCAGCAUUGCCGAGUGGCUGCCCAACUACAUUCCAGCGGACUUGCUGGAGUGGCUGUGUGCGCUGGGGCUGCCGCAGUACCACAAGCACUUGGUGAGCAGUGGCUACGACUCCAUGGGGCUGGUGGCCGAGCUCACCUGGGAGGAGCUGCAGGAGAUCGGCGUCAACAAGCUUGGUCAUCAGAAGAAGCUUAUGCUGGGGGUGAAGCGGCUGGCUGAGCUUCGGCGGGGCCUACUCCAGGGGGAGGCCCCAGGUGAAGGUGGCUGUCGGCUGGCCAGGGGCCCGGAGCUGAUGGCCAUCGAGGGACUAGAGAAUGGGGAUGGCCCAGCUGCGGCUGGUCCACGCCUCCUGACCUUUCAGGGCAGUGAGCUGAGCCCAGAGUUACAGGCAGCCAUGGCGGGGGGUGGCCCUGAGCCACUCCCCCUGCCCCCUGCCCGCUCCCCCAGCCAGGAGAGCAUUGGAGCACGCUCACGAGGGUCUGGUCACUCACAGGAACAGCCUGCCCCCCAGCCCAAUGGUGGAGACCCCAGCACCCCACAGGAGAGGAACCUUCCAGAGGGCACAGAGAGACCCCCUAAGCUUUGUCCCCCACUUCCUAGCCAGGGGCCCCCUGCUUAUGUUUUUAUGUACCCGCAGAGCUCGCCCUCCAGCCCAGCCCCAGGGCCACCUCCUGGUCCACCCCGGGCCUUCUCCUACUUGGCUGGCCCCUCUGCCACUCCUCCCGACCCGCCUCGGCCCAAGCGCCGGUCCCACAGCCUGAGCCGCCCUGGGCCGGCCGAAGGGGAAGCAGAAGGGGAGGCCGAAGGGCCGGUGGGCAGUGCCUUGGGCAGUUAUGCCACCCUUACUCGGCGACCAGGACGCAGCGCCCUAGCCCGGAAUAGCCCUAGCCCGACCCCAACUCGAGGGGCUCCCCGAAGCCAGUCCUUUGCCCUGCGGGCCCGUCGCAAAGGCCCACCGCCCCCACCCCCUAAACGCCUCAGUUCUGUCUCUGGCCCCACCCCGGAGCCGCCUCCAUUGGAUGGAAGCCCAGGGCCCAAGGAAGGGACUGCGGGGCCCCGAAGACGAACACUGAGUGAACCAACGGGCCCAUCGGAGCCCCCUGGCCCACCUGCCCCAGCUGGGCCUGCUUCGGACACAGAGGAGGAGCCAGGGCCCGAGGGGACACCCCCAUCUCGGGGCAGCUCAGGGGAAGGGCUACCAUUUGCAGAGGAGGGGAACCUGACUAUCAAACAGCGGCCAAAGCCAGCUGGCCCUCCACCCCGGGAGACGGCUGUGCCCGCCGGCCUCGAUUUCAACCUCACAGAGUCAGACACUGUUAAGCGGAGGCCCAAAUGCCGCGAGAGAGAGCCCCUGCAGACGGCACUUCUAGCCUUUGGAGUGGCUGGUGCCAUUCCCAGCUCCUCUGCCCCCCUGCCCUCCCAGACCCCCAGCGAGUCCCCCUCCUCAGCUUCUCCCAGCCCUCCUCGGCCUGACCCUACCAACCUUCCAACUCAAGGGUCCCCAGCCCCUCUUUCCCCCAGCCCCCCAACCCAGCCCCACGUGUGCCCCUGCCCUGGGCCAACUCUGGAAAACUCAGCAGGCAAUCGGCGGCAUGGGGAGACAGAGACCCCAACUCCCCCUGCGGCCCUCAUCAAGGUGCCUGGAGCAGGAACAGCCCCUAAGCCUGUGUCUGUGGCCUGCACCCAGCUGGCAUUUUCUGGCCCUAAGCUGGCUCCCCGGCCAGGCCCCCGCCCGGUGCCCCCUCCAAGGCCUGAGAGCACUGGGGCCACGGGCUCAGGCCGGGCCCAGCAGAGACUGGAGCAGACCAGCUCAUCCCUGGCAGCUGCGCUACGGGCAGCAGAGAAGAGCAUUGGCACUGAGGAGCGAGAGGGCCCCCCUGGCACUUCCACCAAGCACAUUCUGGAUGACAUCAGCACCAUGUUCGAUGCCCUGGCUGACCAGCUGGAUGCCAUGCUGGACUGAGCUAGACCCGCCUGUCACCUUCAGCAGUGCCCACCAUGACCUGCAGCAUCCACUGCCUUUGCCCCAGCACAGAAGCUCCUGCCACUCUAGGAGGGUCCCUCCUGCUCCUCCAAGCCAGUGGCUCACAGUACUACAGCUCUAGUGGGGGGUAGCCCCCGCGGGGGGCCGGAGACUUGUGAGAACCUGACUUCUUAAAGCCCCCUCCCAGUGUGUAAUCUGAUCGGACAGCCCUACCCCUUGGACAGGGACCCUGGUAAGAGCUUCCUUCCAAGGGAGAGAGAGAUGGUGGCAGAGCUUCUAGGGUGCUUUCUCUGCCCCUCCGGUGUCUCAAGUCCCUGUGCCAAGGUCCUCUUGCUACUCACUGUGCUGUUCUGGCACUGAGAGGCUGGAGGAAGCCAUGCAUCUGGCCAGGUCCCCACAGGUGUACAUAGGACAUGUAAAUAAGCCACCAGGGGCCUGCUUGGUGGCAGUGGCAAUGCCCAGGCCAGCCCCUGCUCCUGCCCCUGCCUGCCUUCAGUGAGGCAAAGCUGGGGGGAAUGGGGGCAGUGGUAUUCACAGAUCCCUGAAACAGAUCUCCAAAGUCCAAACUUUUUCAACUGUAAAUGUUAUUUUUUAAGCAGAGAGAAAUGCAUAUAUUUUAAAUGGAAUUUAUUCUAUCUAUAACUGAAAGGAUGCAGUGGGGGAGGGGCUUUGGACCACAGCAAGAGUGCCCACCACCUGCCUUGGGGCUGGAAGCCUGACCUGGUUGGCCCAGGCCCCGGCUCUGUAACCAUUAACCUCUUCCCCCAACUAACACCAAUGAAAGUGUCAUUCCACGUGA
Molecule: messenger RNA, 5010 nt
Organism: Equus caballus (horse)
Lineage: Eukaryota; Metazoa; Chordata; Mammalia; Perissodactyla; Equidae
Gene: CASKIN2
Product: CASK interacting protein 2
Molecular function (GO): protein binding
Source: RefSeq, a predicted model, not a curated record